AUAACAAUCCAAGCCAAUAAUCCAAAUGAAAUUCGGAUGAGCAAAUUGCAGUUUGAAUGCGUGGACAAAUGCUGUGAUGAUACUUUUUUGGCCAAAUACCGGUUGACCAUAUACAAUCUGAUGGCCGUUCAAUCGCCACAAUUCAUCGUAUGCAAUAUGCUCUGGCGAUUGACAGCAUUCAAAAGCCAUUUGAGCCAUCUCACCGUUCGUUUGGAAUCGAAUGAUACAUCGGAAAAAGUCAGAUGCAACGUCAAGCUGACAGUGAAACUGAUGUCAUCAACCAAUUCGAUCGAAAAGACUGGAUCAAAACAAUUCCGGUGUUACAAUAUCUUGAGUAUCGGCUGGAAUGAGUUGCCAUGGGACCAGUUACUCAAUCCAGACAAUGGGUUUGUUGAAAAUGAUCAAGCUGUCAUCGAGGUCGAGAUAAAAACCGACAAACCCGAAGACAUCAAUCCGAAUGGCAGAAAACGCAAAGCAAAGCAAUCAAAGUCAGCAAAAAUGAUGUGCAUCAUUUGUUCAAAAUCAAUCGGUAGUGAAAGUACAUCUUUUACACCAUGUGGCCACCUUUUCUGCACCACAUGCAUUCGCAACGCAAUCAGACGCAAUGGAACAUGCCCAAAUGCAACAUGCAAACGCCAAAUUACUGUGAAGCAGCUACAACGCGCCCAUUUGACAUUCAAAAAUUGAACAAGGACGGGGACGCAGAAGAUGAAUCAACUGAAGUUCAAUUUGAAAUCAUUGAGUCCGAAGUCACCAAUCAACUUUCAAGGACAUAGAUACAUAACAAAAGCAUUAUUACAC
Messenger RNA from Sitodiplosis mosellana (orange wheat blossom midge), 801 nucleotides. RefSeq lists its product as uncharacterized. NCBI's taxonomy places the organism in Eukaryota, Metazoa, Arthropoda, Insecta, Diptera, Cecidomyiidae. Bases 37 to 687 code for a protein of 216 amino acids. The transcript is spliced from 2 exons. Gene Ontology annotation, molecular function: protein binding. The record is from RefSeq and is a predicted model, not a curated record.